GUGGCUGUAUCGCGUGCCGUAGCGUAGAAUGUAGGCUGCCAAAAUGUCGUCCGUUGGGUACGUGCAAACCCGGGCUCUUUUCAAGGGUAUCAGCGCUGCCUCUUUGUUCACACUACAAAGGGAAAUAUGCGAAAAGAGCAUGGUCAUCACCAGCAAGCCACCUGAGCAACUGAUAGGAAUUCUCCAGCCAGAGCUGAUGAUGACUGAGUAUGGACCUCUGUACCAACAAUUGCAGACCCUUGAUCAUCUGUCAGUUGCCUACUAUCCUGACGACAAGCUGUACGAAGAGUCACUGCACAUCCUUCUGGCUCUUCAGCAAAAACUCCAGUACCACGCUCACCUGAGCACAUCUAUGGAUAUUGUCGAUGGCUCAUAUUCAAGUCGUCCUGCAGCCAUUACGAGGCUGUUGGUGGAGCUUAAUGGGAUUGAGAUCUUGCUGCGCAUCAUUAUGCAGUACAGCCUGCUUCCUAGAGAGAGUGCCAUCAAGCAUGCGAAGGAUCCUCGUUACCUUAUUAUACAGAGCCAUUGUGUUCAAGUUCUACAUAGGCUCUGUGUGGAUGAUGCAAAUACAGCACGGAAAUUGUCUGAUAAAGAAGCACUUUUUCAAGGCCUCCUCUCCUUGCUGCAGUUCAGUGAAACUUGCUUAGUGGCAUGCGACCUCAUAGAAUGUCUUUUGCUUUCACGGCGAGAAGUUCUGAAUCUUACCGCCAUAGCCAACAUAACCAGUCUGAUCGCCAACUUGAGUGACAUUCAACUGGCCAAUUUCUGCAAAAUUCUGGCUAUAAGCUUGUCAGACCUGGAUGUGUAUGAGCACAAAACGUCACUGUAUGUCCAGUGCAAGGAGAAAAACCGCAAUAACUUUUCCUGUGUUCGAGACAUCAACCAAGAGGUCAUCUUAAAUGUACCUGGUAUCCUCAAGCGUCUGGUCAUGAUAGCUUGUGCAAAACCCUAUACACCAAGGUUUCCAGCUAUUGCUGGGGAAAUGAACCACUGGAUGCAAUGGAUCGAAAAUCAAGUCAGCACUUCAGGCACUGGCCCAGUGAUGGACUUUAUUGGUGGGAUCUCUCUGUGGAAUAGAGAAAGCGGCCGGUUCCAACAUGAAGCAGCCCUAAAGAUCUCAGCAGAAAUGACAUUCCGUGCAGAGGCUGUCUACAUACUAGGCUUACUACUUGUUGGAAAACGCAAAAAAGAGGUGCAAAGGGCGCUGGCAUCGCUGCGGCUAAUCCCACAGCUGUCGGAUCUGUUUGAUCACUUCGUAUGGAAACACAAUACAAUGCGAGGCCAAGACAGGGGUCGCCUGCCAGGUCACAACGUUAACUGCGAGUGUAGUCCUGAAGUUGCCCUCAAGAUUCAAGUGCUAAGAUUGGUGCACAGUUUUUGUGAACAUGCAGAGUACAAACAUGUCAUGCUUUCAUGGAGCGAAUACAGUGAACUCAAAAGAAAUGAACAAGCACGAAGUGUAGAAAGUCCAAGCCUUGAUCGCAACUUGAUGUGCACUGGGAGUAAAGGCCUUCUCACCAAAAUAGUUGAAGUGCUCAAGAAAGAAGCAGGUAGCUCCACGUUCAGAUUCUGGCUGUCACGUGCUAUCGAAAGUUAUCUACGUGGGUGCACCAGUAGUGCUGAUCAAGACUUCCUCCUUUCCAGGGGCCUUCUGCAGUUGGUCGCUGGCAACCUAGUCAACUGUAAUGUUCGCCAAAAAGAACUGCUUCAAAGCAGUUUUGACCUCCUGGGCGAGUUGGUGAAGUUCAAUCUAAGGGCAUUCCGGCAGCUUGACAAAAUCCUGAGCACCGAGGCAAAGCAACGAAAGCUACUCCAGCUGGUCAACGGCUGCUUGGUGGACUCCAACAUGUUUGUCCGUAGCCUGGUUCUUUCUCAGGAGCACCUCUCUGUGUCAGAUGACUAUGAGGCUAAAGAGUAUGCUGAGAGGACCAGCUAUGUGCUGAGCCAUAUCGGGGACCAACGAAACCGGAUUCGUUAUCUCAAAAAGCUGGUUUCUCUUGUGACCAUUUCUAACCUCACGCAGGAGAAUGUGAGCUGUGUUAACACAGCCUUAGUGCUGCUGAUCUUUGCACAACAGCACGGUCAACUAGUGAGUUACCUGCAUGCUCUGCGGGGCCCACCUCCACCAGAUGCAGCUAGCAAAGCGGCCUGCAGUGCCAAUGCACCUACUAGUGUCCCUGCUGACUCCACAGCAGCCACAGCCACAGCUUCGUCAGGAAACUUAUUGCAAAACUUGCUUGAGCUACUACAUUUUUGGCAAGAACACUACCUUCAUAAAGACAAAGAUUGCUCUGCCCUCGAAAAGAGCUCACGAAUCGUGUUUCACCGGUGGAAGGCCAUGGUGAACACACUUGUCUCGGAGGACAUUACCAGUCCGGUGUCCCUGGUCCACCAUGUUCACCCUGGGCCCAGCACCCGAGACAGUUGAUGGACUGAAUGCUCCGCAUCAGGGCAGUGCAACCCAGCCUCUUAGCAUGUGCAUGUAAUACUGUGUGUUAGGUUCAUAGAUGAAAUGGGCCCUGUGUGCUGCGCAGAGUUUUUUUAAAAAGCAGUUAUUGCUUUCAUAAUAAAGUUGGCAUUGUUCUCUAUA
This is a messenger RNA of Rhipicephalus microplus (southern cattle tick), 2590 nucleotides long. Its product is annotated as short transient receptor potential channel 4-associated protein. Gene Ontology annotation, biological process: ubiquitin-dependent protein catabolic process. Lineage: Eukaryota; Metazoa; Arthropoda; Arachnida; Ixodida; Ixodidae. Gene Ontology annotation, cellular component: Cul4A-RING E3 ubiquitin ligase complex. Gene Ontology annotation, molecular function: phosphatase binding. The record is from RefSeq and is a predicted model, not a curated record.